AUGCUGCAGCGAUUGAGCUUGUAUCGGCCAAGGAUCUGGAGGCUUAUCCGUCGUUAUAAAUUAGUCCUGAUUCUACUGCUGGUCCUAUUCCUCAUUUACCGAGGUCAUGUAGUGAAAUAUAAGGAUAAUACCGACCGACAGGCUGAAUUGCCGGGAUGGGAACGCGAGAAGCCCCUGAAAAUAGGCGAUUAUCUGGACCAAAAGAAAAACACAGCGCUAAUAGUGCCUCAGGACUUCUGCAAGAUCAAAACAUUUCUGGUUAUUGCGGUUUGCUCCAGCCUAGAACACUUUGCUCAACGGAAGACUAUCCGGGAAUCAUGGGGAAAUACCAGGGAUUUUAAUUAUAAAGAAUUUGUGAAGCUUCAUGGUCACCUCGAAGGCAAAUACCUGCCCAUAAUGAAAGAUCGUCUAAGGCACUACGCGGAUUAUAUCAGUGUUUUGGGUCACUCCCUGACCGCCAGUGUGCGUAUUGUGUUCAUAGUUGGACGAUCCAAGCACAAGUCCAUGCGGGAAGAUGAAAAGUUGUCCAGAGAGGCCAAUCGUCAUAACGACAUCAUCCAAGAGGACUUUGUAGACAGUUACCACAACUUGACCUUAAAAUCGGUAAUGGCAUUAAAGCAUAUCAGCCAAAGUUGCGGAAACACAUCCGCCUUCUUCCUGAAAUGUGACGAUGAUACAUUUGUAAAUGUGCCCAAUCUACUCCACUUCCUGCUGGGGGGUACUAUCCCCCUGUAUAAAGAUACGGUGGGCUAUCACUUCCGGACCACUUAUAAAGUAAUGUCGCCGUGGAAUCGUUUAAGCGCCACCGACGAAGUAAUGUACGGCCACAAGUUUUGCAACAUGGAGGCCAACUUCGAUGCGAGCAGUCCUUGGUACAUGCCGAAAUACAUUUUUCAGGGUGCAAAGUACCCAAAGUAUCUGUCCGGAACAGGCUAUCUGCUAUCCAUCGAUGUCGUUAAGCGGUUGUACAAGGAAUCUCUCACCACAUCGCUCGUUCAUCUCGAGGACGUCUUUGUCACUGGAAUCUGUGCGGAGGAGGCGGGAAUCCAGCGACGCUACCAUCCACUCUUCAACUAUGUUUACCAGAAGCCAUUGUGCAUAUUCAAGGGAACCAUUUCCCUUCACCCGGUGCCAGAGACUAGAAUGAUGGAGGCCUGGAAUUUCGUUGCCAACUAUAGCAUAAAAUGUCCAACGCCAGAUAAUCUCUUUCUCAAAAGCCAAAUAGCAAAGAAAUCGCACUGUUAGGAUAUUGACUACAUUUAAUGCUAGUUCUUUAGAUCUUUUAUUAGUCAUAAGAUAAGCUUAGAUUUACACAUUUAUAUCAAUAUCAAUUAAUAACUUAAUUACUAAUUUAUUUUCAA
Messenger RNA from Drosophila takahashii, 1361 nucleotides. Its product is annotated as beta-1,3-galactosyltransferase 1. NCBI's taxonomy places the organism in Eukaryota, Metazoa, Arthropoda, Insecta, Diptera, Drosophilidae. The record is from RefSeq and is a predicted model, not a curated record. Gene Ontology annotation, molecular function: hexosyltransferase activity. Gene Ontology annotation, cellular component: Golgi membrane.